Molecule: messenger RNA, 309 nt
Organism: Vicia faba (fava bean)
Lineage: Eukaryota; Viridiplantae; Streptophyta; Magnoliopsida; Fabales; Fabaceae
Source: the annotation of a GenBank genome assembly
AUGAUUCCUAUAAUCAAGUACUUGCUACAUGAUCAACUACCAUCGGACAAAGAGGAAACAAGGUGCUUAAAGAAAAGUUCAACAAGGCAUCUUAUUGUGGCAGACAAGCUGUAUAAGAUGGGAAGGACAACCACUGUGUUACGCUGCAUUCCAGAAAAAUACAUGAGGCUAAUAAUCAAGGAGAUGCAUGAAGGACCUUUCCGAGUAGCAGAGAAACUCAGCAACGGGGCUUACAAGUUAAAGACACUAGAGGGCGUAGAAAUUCCUAGGACCUGGCAUGUAUCUAGUCUUAGGACGUAUUUCAGCUAA